AUGGGGCAAUUGUUGCAACUGUUCAAACAGUUAAACUCCAAUCAACCAACCCCUGAAACUGUGACUAACACCCACACCCUCUACGUCUCUGAGAAACUAACGAAUCAAAAUUACACAAAAUGGUCCAGGCUGAUGCACUUAGCCAUCAGUGGACGAGAUCGUCUCAAUCACAUCAUAGACGAUCCUCCUUCCACAGAUGACCCAGCCUACAGCCAGUGGACCAAACGUGACUCGAUUGUUAUUUCGUUGAUCUUAGAGAAUGUAGAUGCUGAUUUGGUGAAUCAGUAUCUUGAUUUCCCAACAGCCAAAGCUUUGUGGCAAGGGAUUGAAACUCUCUACAAUAGUGGGAGAGACGGCCUGCAAAUAUUCGACCUUACAGUCAAAGCCAACAAAAUGCAACAGGGAACUGACACAAUUGAAACUUAUUACAGCAAACUAAUAAUGUUGUGGAAAGAAAUCGACAGGAGGCAACCCAAUCCAAUGAAAGACCCAGAUGACAUCAUUGUUUACAACCAAUUAAUCCAGAAAGAUCGAUUAUACCAGUUCUUGGCAGGAAUCCAUCAAACAUUCGACAGAGAUAGGCGCGACCUCCUACUUUUAGAUCCACUCCCAACAGUGGAGGAGGCUUAUGCAACUAUAAGAAGAGAAAUAUUAAGGCGUGGCAUCAUGAAAAAAGAGCCCUCAUCAAAUAUGGAAUCAUCGGGCUCCGGUGGGGUUUUCUCAGCAAAGGGAAGGAGCUACAGACGUGAAGAUGACAGAACACACCUCAAAUGCACCCACUGUGGAGGCACAAGACAUACCAAGAAUGAGUGUUUCAAGCUUGUAGGCUACCCAGAAUGGUGGCCGGAUGCAAAGAGGAGGGGGGAAAGAAAGCCAGCACGUUUUCCGGAGCAAAAUCGGACCGGACAGGUGGCCAUGGGGUGGAGUACUGAAGGCCAUACACCCAUAGAUGAAGCUGAAAAAGAAAAAGGGAAACGUACCAGAGAAGCCAACAGUAAACCAGAUGAAGAAGGUACCAGAAGCAACAACGAAAGGGUCUCUCUCUCCUUCAGAUCCGGCAUAGCAGAUGAACAAGGUACCAAAGGGAGAGACAACGUCGCCAUUUUAGGGUUAGAAAAGGAAGAAGAGGAAGAAUUGCUCUCCCAAUCUCACAAAAAUAAGGGAGCAGUAGAAGACAACGGCGCAAAAAUGGCGUUAGAAGAAGAGAGUGAGGAGAAAGGGCCUCCUCAAAGCCCUUUAAAUAAGGGAGCAUUAGGGUUGAGAGAGGGGAGAGGGUCACGUGACAGUACACGUGUGGCCAUCAUCCCAACUCAAAAUUUCUCUUCCUCCUUUAAUGUUUCAUCUUAUUUUAAAGGGGGUUGGAUUUUCGAUUGUGGUGCCACUGAUACAAUGUCAUUUGACCCGAUUGAUUUUUUGACUCAUGACGUACCUAGGAAAGACAUUAUUAAAACCGCGAAUGGGGAAGGGAUUAAAGUGAGAGGAGACGGAACUAUUUCAUUUACAAAAAACCUCACUUUAAAAAAUUGUUUAUUUGUACCUGACCUGUCACAUAAGCUAUUGUCUGUAAGCCAACUUACGCGAGAUCUUAACUGUACGGUUCUGAUGAAACCCGGGUGUUGUAUUGUGCAGGAUGCUCAGACAGGAAACAUCAUUGCGCGUGGUGUUGAGAGAGAUGGACUGUAUUACUUGGAAGAGGAGACUCAAAAAGGCAAAGCAGCACUUGUUCGCGGACUAGAGGAAAGACAACUGUGGCAUCGACGACUGGGACAUCCUUCUAUAGGGUAUUUAGAAAAACUUUUUCCUAAUUUGUAG
Amaranthus tricolor (Joseph's coat) is the source of this 1812-nucleotide messenger RNA. RefSeq lists its product as uncharacterized. The record is from RefSeq and is a predicted model, not a curated record. NCBI's taxonomy places the organism in Eukaryota, Viridiplantae, Streptophyta, Magnoliopsida, Caryophyllales, Amaranthaceae. The transcript has a single exon. The coding region runs from base 1 to 1812 and encodes 603 amino acids.